CGCAAGGUGCGCGGGGCCGGGCCGGGGCCGCUGCGGUCUCCUGCUGCCGAUGGACCCGGCCCGGCGCGGCAGCGCCGACUGGGGCUUGGCCGCCGGGGCGGAGUGCCGACCCAGCCCCCCGUGGGGCCCCGGGAGCGCGGCUCGGCUCCCGCCCGACGCAGGGGCUUCGGCGGCGCCUUUCCUCGGCGGCGGGGUCCCGGGCGGCCGCAGGAGCUCCCGACCGGACGGGCACGCCUGCCCGCGGCGCGCAGGAACUGAGGAGCGGUCCCCGGCCCGGACCCCGCCCGAGGGUGUCCCGCUGCUGGCCCUGCUGCCCCCCGGCCCAGGCGGACCCCCGGCCCCGGCAGCGCCCGGCCGCGCCACCUUCCCCGCGCCGGCCCCGUCGGAGCGGCGGGAGAUGCUGCCCAAAGCGGAGUCUAGCGACCACAUUGCGGCCUGGGCGGGCCCCGCCGUGCCCCGCGCCCCCACGCUGCCCAAGGCCGUGUCCAGCGAGUUCCUCGCCGGCGGGUGGGCGGGCCUGACCCCCCGAGCAGAGCCGAGCGAGCUGCCCGUCCUCCCCCGGCCCCUCGGCCGGCUCGGUCCCGGCGACGUCUGCGAUCCGCUGCCCGACUGCUCGGGACGGGCCCCGGAGGAGGGGGCGUUCCGCAUCACAGUGGUCACCUGGAACGUAGGUACAGCCAUGCCCCCAAAUGAUGUGACGUCCCUGCUGCACCUCAACACGGGCGAAACAAACGAUGUGGACAUGAUCGCCAUUGGGCUGCAGGAGGUAAACUCCAAGAUAAACAAGCGCUUGAAGGAUGCCCUCUUCACAGAUCAGUGGAGCGAACUCUUCAUGGAUGUGCUGAGCCCCUUCCACUUCAUCCUGGUCAGCACAGUACGGAUGCAAGGUGUGAUCCUGCUGGUGUUUGCCAAGUACUACCACCUGCCCUUCUUGUACGACAUCCAGACAGACUGCACCAGGACAGGGCUGGGGGGAUACUGGGGCAACAAAGGUGGGGUGAGUGUUCGUCUCUCCAUCUUCGGCCACAUGGUCUGCUUCCUGAACUGCCACCUGCCAGCACACCUGGAGAAGGCAGAGCAGCGCAAGGAGGACUUUGCCACCAUACUGCACAUGCAGCAGUUUGAGGGGCCUGUGGCCAACGGCAUCCUGGACCAUGACCUCGUGUUUUGGUUUGGGGACCUCAAUUUCCGCAUCGAGAGCCUGGACAUCUGCUUUGUGAAGUAUGCCAUUGACAGCAAUGUCCUGAGCCAGCUCUGGGAGAAGGAUCAGCUGAACAUUGCCAAAAGUACAUGGCCUGUUCUCAGAGGUUUCCAGGAGGGACCCCUGAACUUCCCACCCACUUUCAAGUUUGAUGUGGGCACCAACAAGUAUGAUAGCAGUGCCAAGAAGCGAAAACCUGCCUGGACCGACCGCAUCCUGUGGAAGAUAAAAUCUCCCAGCAAGGGGUUGGACACAGGCGGGCACUGGCCCAGCCAAGGCGUUCUGUCAGUGAGCCAGCUGUGCUACUGCAGUCACAUGGAAUACACUGUCAGCGACCACAAGCCAGUAGCUGCCAUCUUUGCCGUGCAGUUUGCUUCCAAGGUGGACAAGCCCCUGGUUGAGAUUUAUGUGGCUGACGAGUGGAGCAGGCCUGAGCAAGCAGUUGUCAGGUACAAGAUGGCUGUUGGCUUCCACCGGAGCUCCUGGGACUGGAUAGGACUCUACCGGGUGGGCUUCCGGCACCCCAAAGACUACGUGUCCUAUGUCUGGGCCAGGAGCGAUGACGGGGAGCGCUGCCUGGAGAAGCAGCUGUAUGCACAGGUGAUGUUCUCUGAGGAAGCACUGCCCAAGGGUAAUGGCGAGUACAUCCUUGGAUACUACAGCAACACCUCCAGUAGCAUUGCUGGUGUGACUGAGCCCUUCCAGAUUUCCCUACCCAGGUCAGAGGAGGGCAGCAGCUCUACAGACAGCUCAGGCAGCAGCUCAGAAGAGGAUGACAGUACACUCGUCCUCCUGGCCCCCAAAUCCCGUAGCCCCAGCCCAGGCAAGAUGAAACGCCACCGGAGCCGAAGCCCCAGCCUGGCCAAGUUCCAGGGCCUCAUCCUGCGGCCGUCAAGCCGGGACAGGGGUACCAGCCGCAGUCCCUCACCCCAGAGCCGUCACAGCCUCCCCAGGAGCAUCCCCACCAUCCACCUGCCCCAGGAGGAGCUGGGCCACCAUGGAGUCAAAAGCAAGGAGCUGGGACAGGCAGCUGAGAGCCCAGAGGGCAGCUCAUCCUGCCAGACUCCACAGGAGCAGGGCGGCCUCCAGCGUCUCUGUGCUGACAGCUCCCUGGCCAGGGCUGACCCUCGGAACCUGGGCCUGCUGCCUGCCCUGCGCCUGGAGAUGAUUGACCAGGCCCUGGGCCGGCGGCGGGAGAAUGCAGACCAGGGCUACUAUCCCAGCCGGAGAACAAGCCCUACCAGCCCCCCAGAGGAACUGGACAGACAUAGCUGUGCCAUGGGCCACUGAUGCAGUGGCUCCCUUCCUCCUCCCCAUAGCGCGCUUGCUGUGUGCUUUCCUCUGCCACUUCCCUGCUGCCACACUCUCUCCCUUAUUUAUUGCAAUGAUUCCUCACCUCUGUUGUGUGCCUGGCAGGUAGAGGCCCUCCCUCUCUGCCCCCAGUCCGAGCUCCUGCCCUGGGCAGGGCUGUGAGGUGACAGUACAAGGGAGGGUGGGCAAGAACUUCCAAGUGCAAGACUCUUGUCCCAUGACCUCACACUUGAGGUGGCACAAGAGGCCAGGGCAGGGCUCUGGCAGUAAUGGUGAUGGGCACAGAGCAAGGACCACCACAGGGUACUCUGGAGAUCAAAGCUUGCUCCUUCCCUGCUCUACCACUGUGCCUCAGCCUGAACAUAGUGCAAGUGACAAAAUAAAUGAUCCUGUGUACCCCCAC
Oenanthe melanoleuca is the source of this 2915-nucleotide messenger RNA. RefSeq names its product inositol polyphosphate-5-phosphatase J (gene INPP5J). Lineage: Eukaryota; Metazoa; Chordata; Aves; Passeriformes; Muscicapidae. The transcript is spliced from 12 exons. Gene Ontology annotation, molecular function: phosphatidylinositol-4,5-bisphosphate 5-phosphatase activity; phosphatidylinositol-3,4,5-trisphosphate 5-phosphatase activity. Gene Ontology annotation, cellular component: ruffle; cytoplasm; plasma membrane. Gene Ontology annotation, biological process: phosphatidylinositol dephosphorylation; negative regulation of peptidyl-serine phosphorylation. The record is from RefSeq and is a predicted model, not a curated record. The coding region runs from base 50 to 2491 and encodes 813 amino acids.